GUCAUGGCUGGAGGCCCUGGACGUAUUCUUGGCUAUUAUAACUUGGUAGCUUACUACAUAUUUGUCAUCCCUCUAGCCAUUUUACUGGUGGUGUCCAUUGUAUACAAUAUACUGGUUGGCUUUUCUGUAAAAUGGAUGUUUGCCAAUGCAUGGAUUAAGGAAGGUUAUACUCGUGAUAAGCCUCCUCAAAAAGAAUCCUCAUUCUGGGAUGAGCUGUUCUUUAUAAAUGCUAAAAUAGCUAACUAUUUGCUUGGAGGCUCAGCUGUUUUGGAUAAGAGUAAGAAUGGCUAUUACAAGUUGCUUAUUCAUGACUAUGACGUCUACAUGCCAUUGGCUGCUGUGUUGGUGCAGGUCUCAGAGCUUGCUGUCAUGAUAGUAUGUCUGGCUCUAUUUUUUGACCGUCUUGUUUUGCAGGUAUCUAGUGAGUGUAUGGCUGGUGUUGAUUGCUUUUACUUCAAUGAAACAAACAGUAGUGCAUUGCCAGUUGAUUGUGAUUCACAAGAUUUUAAUGAGACCUUGAAACUGACUUGUUUUCGCAUUGCAUUUUCUCCCAUAGCAGCUGCAGUUUCAACCGGAGGCUUCCUUAAAGUUGUCCCACAAGUUACCUUCUCAUUACUUACAUUCCAGUACAUCAAGUGGCUCAACUUAGUAAAGAAGAAGCUUAAGCUUAAAAUCAAGCAUGGCAGCAUUAUAGUGCAUGUAGUGACUGCUGGUGCUGUGUGUGCAUGUUUCAUUGCUGUUGGUUUGGCAGCAUUGCUCAUUGUUAUAUAUAGGUUACUGGCCGCCCCAUCAGCUAAUCCAAUCCUUGAAAUUGGACUUUAUUUCACUUUUCUAAUGUAUUUUGCAAUGGCAGCAUUCCUUUGGUGUAUAAUUCCACUUCAAUACACAGCUUCUGUCGGUCAAGAGAAGGACUGA
This is a messenger RNA of Amphimedon queenslandica, 915 nucleotides long. RefSeq lists its product as uncharacterized. The record is from RefSeq and is a predicted model, not a curated record. NCBI's taxonomy places the organism in Eukaryota, Metazoa, Porifera, Demospongiae, Haplosclerida, Niphatidae. Bases 4 to 915 code for a protein of 303 amino acids. The transcript has 2 exons.